Molecule: messenger RNA, 1102 nt
Organism: Saccoglossus kowalevskii
Lineage: Eukaryota; Metazoa; Hemichordata; Enteropneusta; Harrimaniidae
Product: transmembrane protein 64-like
Biological process (GO): regulation of cytosolic calcium ion concentration
Cellular component (GO): endoplasmic reticulum
Source: RefSeq, a predicted model, not a curated record
AUGCAUCGAGCGGACUUUGUCUUGUUCCCAGUCCGAUUCCAUGACUAUCUUAUUGGAGAGGGACCUUAUUGCAAUGUCGAGACGGACAUGGACGACGGUUACACGCUAGGCUUCCCGAAACCACAUAGGACACGGACAUGGCUGCGAACUAUGGUAGUGAGCAUAGCCUUGCUACUAGCAGGAUGCGGGUUUAUCUACUUAACCAAGAGCUAUAUAAUGAUGCUCCUGUACUGGUUACAGGGGCUGAGUAUGAUAGAAGGGAUACUUGUAUUUACACUGCUUUUCUUUCUCGUCUCCUUGCCUAUGACCUGGGGUUACAUUAUCUUUAACGUGGCAGCUGGAUUCCUUUAUGGCUUUCCAAUGGGCAUGUUAACAACCAUGAUUGGCGUGCUCAUUGGGUCAUUUUCUGCUCAUAUGAUAUGCAGAUAUUUUUUUGCUAAAUGGGUCGUCACGAAAAUACAGAACGAUUCUCUACGAGCUUUGAUGAGAGUCGUAGAAGGAAAGAACGGUUUAAAAGUAAUAAUAUUAGCAAGGCUAACGCCAAUACCAUUUGGAGUACAAAAUGGUCUGUUUGCGAUAACCAACGUAAAAACAUUGAGAUACUUAAUUGCGUCUACCUUAGGCUUGAUACCGACGCAAGCAUUAAAUACAUAUAUAGGUACAACAUUGCGGUCAAUGGAGGAUGUCUUAGACCAGCAGUCAUUCAGCGGCUACAUCAUGUUCAUAUUACAGAUUGUAAUCAGUAUCGUUCUAACAUGGUAUGUUGUGAAACGAGCUAGAAAAGAACUGAACCAGACAGUCAAGGCAUACGAGGAUGAAAUGGAGGAACGUGAACGAACUAUUUUAGCUAUGCCGAGGAACCUGGAAGAAGCAGAGUCAAUGGACUCCCUGAACUUAUUGAGUCCCACCAUAUCAUCUGCCAAUGGUAAAAUAAAAAAUAAGUUUUUAUCCAGACAUCAGCGAUCUCAGUCAGCGACAGUUCCUUUAUUAUCGUAUAUAGAUGAAGAAAACCAUGAUGACAGAAGUAAACUCUGACGUCCCUGGUGAAACAUUUUUUAAGUAAUAGGAGAGAUGUAUGGUACAUAACAAGAUAUUAUUAACU